Molecule: messenger RNA, 1401 nt
Organism: Physcomitrium patens
Lineage: Eukaryota; Viridiplantae; Streptophyta; Bryopsida; Funariales; Funariaceae
Product: ATP-dependent RNA helicase eIF4A
Source: RefSeq, a predicted model, not a curated record
CACCUCCGCCUUCAUUUUGCAGCGUUGCUUCAUUUCAAGGCCUCGCCAUGGCCACGCCCACUGAGCCUCUCAUGGAGACUCUGUCUUCGCCCACUCCACCUCGCAGGGCACGUGAAGGAGAAGGAUUACAACAGUACUACAUAGCAGUCGAUCGGCAAAAAUUUAAGAUGGUGGCUACGCACAGGUCCCUUAGCAGCGAAGUAGUUGCAGUAGAAUUCUGGGUCGUUAAUGGGAAGAGCAAAAUCUGCGCACCUUCUGCUUGGGCUCAUUUCCUGUUAAACUGGAUUCAUCUCGUCUUGAUCAUGUAUCUAAGACCUUCGGUUUCAUUGUAAGGACACGUUUGUUCAAAUGCUGUUAGUGCUGGGACGAAGGGCUAGCCUGCCGAUCGCAAUAUGUUGCAGCGCUCGCGACAGCCUGGAUGCUGUCUGCGCCAGGAUCUCUGCUGCUCAGCAAUUCUCCCUUCUAUUCCUGCAUAGUGAUCAGGGAGACUCGGAGCGAGCUGUGGUCCUCAGUAACUUCCACGCUAUUGUUCGAGACUGGAACCAUGGUAUUGUUAAGAGCAGCGUCUCCAAGCUAGAGGGUGACGACGAUGAAAAGGUCGAAGCAAAGAAACCAGGCAUUUUGGUGACAACUGAUGCUUGUUUGCCAUCAGCAACAUUAGGAGAACCCUCUCUUGGCGCUCGCGUUCUCAUCCAUUACGACUUGCCUGCCAAGAAGGAAGCAUAUGUGAGGAGGAUGUCUGCAUGCUUAGCAAAUGCACCAAUUGUUGUUGGUGCUCCGAAUUCCGGUGGCAUCGCAGGUGGCAUUGUGAUCAGUGUGGUUGUGGGAGGGGAAGUGGGUUUGCUCCGCAGUAUUGAGGAGGGCUGUUGUGUGACUAUUGAGGAGAUGCCUAUUCAUAUCUCAGAGCUACUGUAGAGCGCUUGUAUCAAUGGAGGGAGCGAGUCCAUUGUCUGAAAAGUAGACAGGAUUGGAUGGACCCAUCACUGAAGGUUUUGUAUUUUUAUCUUCUUCAUCUUUGUUUCUGAAUAAUUAUGGUCGAGAUCGCACCUACGUAAGCAACAGGUGUUGGCACCAGUUUUCAAAUCCUUGCCUGACAUUUCAAACCUUCGUUCUCCGAGUGGAAGCUAUGCUAAGGUACCCUAAUUGCAAUAUCUCCUCACUGCAAUAUCUUGGUAAAAGUUCACAUGUAUUUUUUGACAGAGUUUAGUUCAAAUUUUAUAUUAUAAAAUUUAAAACAAUCCAUAUAAUGUUUUGAAUGUGUGUGUGUUUAUAGUAGUUGAAAUAGACUUUUUAAAUAUACCUUCACCAGAUAGAAUGUAUGAAAUAGCGCAGAGGUGACCACAGUAGGAUUAAUGUUCACAAACCUUAAUUUAUCAUGUUAUAUAUUCCAUAGAUUGUGCA